AUGGUGCGCAAGCUGCGCGAGCGGAUCAUCGACGGCGACUUCAUCCAGGUGGUGCCCUCGCAGCGCAUCGCGCGCAAGAUCGGCGUGCACCCGUUCAACGUCUACCAGCAGCUGCGCAAACUCAACCCGUCGCGCUACACCUUCUACGUCGACUGCGACGACUUCCAACUCGUUGGUUCGUCGCCCGAGAUGCUGGUGCAGGUCUACAAUCGCGAGGUCACUACCCACCCCAUCGCCGGCACUCGGCGCCGAGGAAAGACGCCCGAGGAGGACGACGCCCUGAUGACCGAAUUGCUCGGUGAUAUCAAGGAGCGCGCCGAGCACAUCAUGUUGGUGGACCUGGGACGGAACGACAUCAAUCGCGUGUGCGUGCCCACGUCGACCAAUCUGGACGCGCUGAUGAUCGUCGAGAAGUACUCGCACGUGAUGCACAUCGUGUCGCACGUGUCGGGCAAGCUGCGCGACGAGUGUUCGCCCUUCGACGCCUUCCGCUCGAUCUUCCCCGCCGGCACCGUCUCCGGCGCGCCCAAGGUCAAGGCCAUGGAGUGGAUCGCCACCCUCGAGAAGGAACGGCGAAACGUGUACGCGGGCGCUGUGGGCUACUUCGCCUUCACGGGCGACAUCAACACCUGUAUCGCCAUUCGGACGAUGACCAUCAAGGACAACACCGCCUAUCUCCAAGGUUGCCCCGCCGCGCGCACCGCCUCGCGCACACUUCUUUCUUUCGGGAGGCCUAGC
Acanthamoeba castellanii str. Neff is the source of this 738-nucleotide messenger RNA. RefSeq names its product anthranilate synthase component I, putative. The transcript has 4 exons. Gene Ontology annotation, biological process: L-tryptophan biosynthetic process. NCBI's taxonomy places the organism in Eukaryota, Discosea, Longamoebia, Acanthamoebidae. The annotation marks the transcript as partial. The record is from RefSeq and is a predicted model, not a curated record.